Messenger RNA from Schizosaccharomyces cryophilus OY26, 2477 nucleotides. RefSeq names its product mannose-1-phosphate guanyltransferase Mpg1. Lineage: Eukaryota; Fungi; Ascomycota; Schizosaccharomycetes; Schizosaccharomycetales; Schizosaccharomycetaceae. Bases 961 to 2052 code for a protein of 363 amino acids. Gene Ontology annotation, cellular component: cytoplasm. Gene Ontology annotation, molecular function: mannose-1-phosphate guanylyltransferase (GTP) activity; GTP binding. The transcript is spliced from 2 exons. The record is from RefSeq and is a predicted model, not a curated record. Gene Ontology annotation, biological process: cell wall mannoprotein biosynthetic process; GDP-mannose biosynthetic process.
AUUAGGUGCUAUUUAAUUAGGUGCUACCAAUUUAUUGAUGGUAUCAUGUUUUCUUUUGUUUUCUUUUGAAAUCCCAAUAAAGGAAGAGACUUGUAAAACGAAAAACAGCAACUGCGUUCUGUUUAUGCAAAAUGCAGUCGCGUCUUUCCAUGAGACAAUGCGGAAAAAACGACAGAAGCCACUCGCUUUCCUUUAUUAUCUGCAUUAAACGUUAAGCAACUUUUCCUGGCUUGAUUUUCCGGUUUCUAUUUUUGUGGCUUCUUGUUACCAACUUCUCGAGCUCGCUCGUUCUGUCCUCUCUCGCUAAGCUGUGGACAUCAGUCUCGUAUGCGCCUCUUCACUCGUAGCAACGUCUCAACAUUGGCACUCUCCCUACAAGCCUCUUUCAUAACCUCCUGGCAACGAGUCCAAACAACCUAGAAUUUUAUUACUGAGCCCUGAUGUUGCUACGAUACGGCCAUUGAUACUAUUGAAAGGAUCAUUAUUCUCGUGAGAUACAUAUUAUAUUGAUAUUACGAUAUUAUUAUGUUAUUGCUAUACUUAUGUCGCAGAUUUGUUUCUUGCGAAUGAUUACCCUAAGUAAGGAAGGAAAUGCUUCUAAGGUGAAGAGUUCUUUGAGUCGCUAAUAUCAAGCAAAAGCUAUGCUUACGCAAAAGUGAAUAAACAAUACCAACAAAUUUUGUCACUAUUUGUGAGUACUUACUAUGACUGACGAUUGCCCUAUUGUUGAUAUUUUCGUGACAUAUUUUCAGUCCUUACCCUUCCCCUAUUGGGACAAUGAUAGUUGUGGGGGACCUUCUGUCCACCUGUUCUUUACCAACCACCUUAAAUCAACUUUCCUAAGAGGUUUUGAUUGAGAAAACCUUUGUUUUAGGAAGGACCAUCUUUUUUAUUUAUUUCAAGUUCUUUACUUGAGCACUUGAGUUUUCCUGUCUCUAGUCUUUGCUUAUUUCUGCAACAAUGAAGGCACUGAUUCUCGUCGGCGGUUUUGGUACUCGUCUCCGUCCUUUGACCUUGACUUUGCCUAAACCUUUGGUUGAAUUUGGCAAUCGUCCCAUGAUUCUUCAUCAAAUCGAAGCCUUGGCUGCUGCUGGUGUUACUGACAUCGUCUUGGCUGUUAACUACCGCCCUGAAAUUAUGGUUCAAGCUUUAAAGAAGUAUGAAGAAGAAUACAAGGUUAAGAUCACGUUUUCUGUGGAAAACGAGCCCUUAGGCACUGCUGGUCCUCUUGCUCUUGCUCGUGACAUCCUUGGCAAGGACAGCUCUCCCUUCUUUGUUUUAAACAGCGAUGUUAUCUGCGAGUAUCCUUUUGCUGAUUUGGCCAAGUUCCAUAAAGCCCAUGGCGCUGAAGGUACCAUCGUUGUUACCAAGGUUGAGGACCCCUCGAAGUACGGUGUUGUCGUUCACUACCCUAACUCUAAGUCCUUGAUCGAGCGUUUUGUUGAGAAACCCUCUGAAUUUGUUUCCAAUAGAAUUAAUGCUGGUAUCUACAUCCUUAACCCUUCAGUUCUUGACCGCAUCCAACCUCGUCCUACUUCUAUCGAAAAGGAAGUUUUCCCUGCUAUGGUUAAAGACAAUCAGCUGCACUCCUUUGAUUUAGAGAGCUACUGGAUGGACGUUGGACAACCCAAAGACUACCUUACUGGCACUUGCCUUUACUUGACCUCUUUGAGAAAGCACAAGCCUGAGAUGUUGUCCCCUGCUGGCUCUUCCAUUAUUGGCAAUGUCUUGGUUGAUCCUUCUGCAACCAUUGGCAAAAACUGCAAGAUUGGCCCUAACGUUGUUAUCGGUCCUAAUGUGACCAUUGGUGAUGGUGUUCGUCUUCAACGAUGCGCUAUCCUCAAGUCUUCCCGUGUACGUGACCAUGCCUGGGUGAAGAGCACCAUCGUCGGAUGGAACUCUACCCUCGGAUCAUGGAGCCGUUUGGAAAAUGUCUCUGUUUUGGGUGACGACGUUGUCGUCAAUGAUGAAAUCUAUGUCAACGGCGGUAGCAUCUUGCCUCACAAGAGUAUUAGCGCCAACAUUGAAGUCCCCGGUACUAUCGUUAUGUAAAUUUGCUUAUGUAUAGGAUCCUUUUUUUUUACUUUUACAUUAACUUCCCUCUUUCCGUUUAUUCUUUACCAUCUUUGUACCUAAUACUACUCUUUUUCUUUCAUUGCCUUUUUUAUUCUUCUAAAAUCACACUCUUUUUGUCUAUCUCUUCUUCUUUUAUCGAGUUAGUAAAGGAUGCAGGUUUCUGUCUUUUUGAUUCUCUUGUUGCAAUAGAAUGAAACAGUUCAUAUGUACAUUUAUUCGUUUUUAACUUGAAACGUUAGAAAGGCAGUUUAUUUGGCAAGUCUGAAGAGCUUUUUCUCUAUGAUUUGGUUUUCUUUGUGAUUUUUUUCCUAGUAGUAAUGCAGCCGACUAUGUUGUAUUGGGUUAGCCGAUAUCGCAACAGAAGCUGUGAAAAGAUAAUCAUUUCAAUAAAUCCUAAGAUU